AUGAGCGCCUCCUCCAGAGUUCUGUUUCACGCGCUGGGCACAUCGUCUUUCAUGUUCAGCUUCUACCUUCUUACGACAUGGGAUUCAAAUUAUUCGCGUUCCUUUGGAUGGUACUUCCAGCUUCUGACUGUCGUGGGCCUCGCCUUAUCUCUGGUCACAUUUUCGCUGGGUCUCAUCGCAGAUCUAGCACCUGCCGAUAUCCUCUUCAAGGCUAAAGACGCAGUCGCAGUCCUUGCGACCCCUCUUGAGGUCCUGAUCGCCGUCUUGUACUGGUCCAUAAGAAUGCAUGACCCUUCAUUACUUAUGCCAGAGGAUCUCAUAAUCGAUCCUUUACCUGACCUCGGCUUCCAUCUUGUCCCAGCUGUUCUGCUGGCCCUAGAUCUAGUCCUAUGGAGCCCACGAGCGACUAUUACUACACGAAGUAUGAUGUCUCUGAGUACAGUUCUGGCUGUCGUAUACUGGUGCUGGAUUGAAUUAUGUUUCUACAAAAAUGGGUGGUAUCCCUACCCAAUGAUGGAUCAGUUCUCAGCCAUACAACGUGUUGUCAUUUUUAUUGCAUCAGCUGGACUAUUAACUGCCUCAUCGUCCGCUCUUCAAUAUGUGCAUGGCAAGGUCCAUAGCCCUAAGACCAGGAAGAUCAGAGCUGAAUGA
Messenger RNA from Fusarium pseudograminearum CS3096, 651 nucleotides. RefSeq lists its product as uncharacterized. Gene Ontology annotation, cellular component: membrane; endomembrane system. The coding region runs from base 1 to 651 and encodes 216 amino acids. The record is from RefSeq and is a predicted model, not a curated record. The transcript is spliced from 2 exons. Lineage: Eukaryota; Fungi; Ascomycota; Sordariomycetes; Hypocreales; Nectriaceae.